AUGGGCCUGGUAUCGGAGACUGACAUGCACAUUGUUACUAUGUGGAUAUGCAGAGGAUUUUGGUGUCGACCCGGGUUUAUUACUGAUAAGGAAAAUUUGUUCAAUCGAAUACAUAUGCAUGUAGAAAGGCAUGGGCUGCAUACAAAGUAUACUUACUUCGGAGCUAGAAGAGCCGAGUUUCCUCCUCAUGAAGAGGAUAGGGGAGCAUACUCGGUCAAUUUCCUCGUCGCAGGAGCAAUUAAAUCGUGGAUGGCUCCAGCUGUAAAGUCAAAUUUACUAUUCCACAACAUUGUGAGAGAGGCGAACCCCGUCGAAGCAGUAUGCCCUAAUUAUCUUGCGCACAAACGGGUAAUCAUCCCGAUAAAAUAUUUACUUCAGAUGGAAAUCCCAAUAUGUGAGCUGGUUUUGAUUGGGAAGAACGGGUACAUAAAAAAUUAUUGGCGUGCGCCAGAGGAAGAUGCUCAGCACGUUUGA
Bemisia tabaci is the source of this 474-nucleotide messenger RNA. The record is from RefSeq and is a predicted model, not a curated record. Lineage: Eukaryota; Metazoa; Arthropoda; Insecta; Hemiptera; Aleyrodidae.